Messenger RNA from Closterium sp. NIES-67, 3382 nucleotides. The record is from the annotation of a GenBank genome assembly. Lineage: Eukaryota; Viridiplantae; Streptophyta; Zygnematophyceae; Desmidiales; Closteriaceae.
AGACGACGGCGAACGAAGUAGGGCAAUCUGCUUCCCGAGAAUUUAAUCCUUCACGCAAUUCUAGGUGAAGAUCAUAGAGGUAGAGUGGUUUUUUUUUAAGGAAAAAGGCUCGCCGCAUAGUAGCGUAUGCCCCAAGGUACUAGGGCGCUGCCCUAGGUUAGUCGUCAUGGCGUCAUCACGCGUCGCAGUCAUCUUCCUCCUCGUCGCAUGCACUCUCCAAGCCGUCGCAGGCCGCGGUAGGUUCUUCCCCGGCCACCACGCACCAAGGCGCGCCGAGCCCAUGCGCGUGGCGCACGGCCAGCACCGCAACCACAAUCGCCACCAUUUGCGCCCAACGGGCGCGUGGCUGCACGGAUUCCGCGCGGCCAGGAGCCCCAAUCUUCCGACUCCGCCUUCCCCCGCCUCCGCCACCACUCCGCCCAUCGAAGUCUUAGGGCGUCGGCCGCGGCAUUCGCUCGCCAGGGCGCUUGUUCCGAGCCACGCGCCGAGGCUCGGAGGUCACAGGUCCGGUCACCCGGCCAGGCUCGGCGGCGGGCCGAGGUUCCGUCCGCGCGAGCUUCUUGCGGACAGCGACGGCGGAAGGAUCCAGUUUGACCGCGGCACGGGGCAUCGAGUAAAAGUUUUCGACGGGACUGACCGCGACGGCGACGUGGUGGAGAUUGUCGAGGAGGUGCCUCGCAGCUCCUCCAGCCGCGGUGGCGGCGGCGGCGGUGCGGCGUACGACAGCAUGAGGCGGCUCGGGCGUCCGGAAAGGCGCCAUCGUCGCCACAGCCGACGCCAUCACAGCGCGGCGCCUCGACAGCAGCACAGCGUGGUUCGAUAUAGUAACCCGAUAUUGGACUCUAUGGCGGAGCAGAACGCCCAGAUGGGAGGUCCCCCGGGAGGGAUUAUGGCGGGCUAUACUGACUCGGGUGCCGGCUCCGACAGCGGAAUGGACGAGGAGAGCUCAGGGGGAGGGGGAGAUUGGCCGAUGCUGGGCGCCAUAGAUGAGCAGAACCAAAGGAUGGGCGGCUGGGACUAUGGCUCGGACGGUGGCUCGGACGGUGGCUCGGAUGGAACCUGGGAUUAUGGCUCGGAAGGAGGUUCGGAAGAUGGUUCGGGCGGAAGCUGGGAAGAAGAUUCGGGUGCGAAUUGGUACGACGGUUCGGAUGCUGGCUGGGAUGAUGGUUCGGGCGGAGUCUGGGAUGAUGGCUCUGGAGGAGGCUGGGAUGUGGAUUCCGGUGGAGGCUCGGACUAUGCUUCGGGCGGAGGCUCGGACUAUGGUUCGGGUGGAGCCUCAGACUAUGGUUCGGGCGGAGGUUGGGACGAUGGUUCGGGAGGAAGCUGGGAUGAUGGCACGGGCAGCGAUAGUGGCACAUGGGAGGGCGGUGAUGGAAGCGGCGAUUAUAAUUCUGAUUCGUUUGAAUCCCCUUCGAACGGCUCCGAUUUUUCCGCUGGUGGUGACUACUAUGCUGCUGACACUGGCGGCACCGACGCAGCGUACAAGCCUCUGGUCAGCUCCCGAACUGGCGCCCACCGAGCCUCGACUUCCCGAGCCAGGCGAGUCCGGAAUCCGGGCAACCACCACGGUGGAUCGGCCCAUGCCAGUCCAGGCCACCGCAAUGGUAACCGCCGCCCCUCAGCCCACGUGGCACCGAAGCUGCACGCAGGUUCGUCCCGAGCCAAGGCAGUCCAAGCCUCGGGAGCAGGUGUGGUGGCCGUGCCUGCAGCAAAAGCGGCGAAGCACAGCACCUUGGUUGAGAGUGCGGGUGAUGGUGGCAGUGGUGGCAGCACCGACAGUUCUGGCGGUUACGGCCGGGCCAGUAUUACAGGGAGUGGUCAUAGCACAGGCAGUGGUGGCCUCACGGGCAGUGCUGGCCACACGGGUAGUGGUGGCAGCACCAGCAGGGGUGGCAGCACCGGCAGUGGUGGCAGCACCGGCAGUGGUGGCUUCACUGGUACUGGUGGUAGCGCCAGCAGUGACGACAGUGAGAGCAGCAGUGAAGAGGAGAGCGACGACGUGGAACCUGCAGCAGCCGAUGGCGAUGAGGACGUUUUCACGCCCAUCGCCCCUCCUGGUGGUGCUGGUAGCUCCGGCAGCAGAGGCAGCACUGGAAGCGGUGGCAGCACGGGCAGCGGUGGCAGCACCGGCAGUGGUGGCAGCACCGGCAGUGGUGGCAGCACGGGCAGCGGUGGCAGCACCGGCAGUGGUGGCAGCACGGGCAGCGGUGGUAGUACUGGCAGCGGUGGUGGAGUGGAAGGAGACGAGGAUUCAGAAGCAGGCGAGGGGUCAUACGACGAUGAUGGCGAUGCCGAUGAUGUCACUCCCAUCGACGGCAAUGGUGGUACUGAUGGCGGCCCUACCCCUCCAAUCGCCCCCCCCAGCAGUCCUCCCACCACUCCCCCCACCACCCCUCCCACCACCCCUCCCACCACUCCUCCCACCACCACUCCCCCCACCGUCACCCCCAUCACUCCUCCCACCACCCCUCCCGUCUACACUCCCCCCCACAUCCACCCUCACCUACGCUGCGGUGUGGCCCCCGGCUCGCUGCAGGCUGCGCUGGACUGGGCGUGUGGGCCCGGGGGCGCUGACUGCAGAGCCAUCCAGCCUGGUGGUGCAUGCUUCCAAGCUGGCAACGUGCCGCUGCACGCGUCGUUCGCCUUCAACGCCAUUUUCCAGAGCCACGCCCACCGCCCCGGCUCCUGCUUCUUCGGCGGCAACGCGGUGGUCGUGCCGCGCGUUCCAAACUACGCCGCUGCACCGCCCACCUGCUCCUUCCCCUCCUCCAACGGCCAGUACUGUGUUGCAGGCUGCCAGGAGGUGGCAGUCGUCCCCCGGAACCCUGUGUACCACCCCCCUGACCCCGUUCAGCCGUUCUACCCGCCCGCGCCUGUCUGCCGGGCGGACAUGGGCGCCGUGCAGAGGGCGCUGGACUGGGCGUGUGGGCCCGGCGGGGUGGACUGCUCGGCCGUGCUGCCGGGAGGGGCGUGCUGGCAGGGGCAGGGGGAGGGCGCGCUGGUAGUGCAUGCGUCGCACGCCUUCAACGCCUACUUCCAGCAGAAUGGACGGCGCCCCGGCACCUGCUUCUUCGGCGGCACCGCUGUGGCAGUGCCCCGUGUGCCCGACUACGCUGCCGGCCCGCCCUCCUGCUCCUGGCCAUCGGGUAACGGGCAGUUCUGUGUGGUGGGGUGCUGAGGGAAUGGGUAGAAUGGCUUGGCUUUCUGGGUUUUUUCUAUGGAAGUAAAUGCGUGAGCAGUAUGGCAUAGGAGAUGAUGGUGUUGGAGAGCAAUAUCCCAUGCUAAUAUUUGCUCUAGGGUGGUGUCUAGGCUUUUGGUUGAAAUAUUUGUCCUGGGACACCUUUUUCAUUUCUCUGGAUACGAAUAUAUGACACAUUGAUUA